Molecule: messenger RNA, 12388 nt
Organism: Camelus dromedarius (Arabian camel)
Lineage: Eukaryota; Metazoa; Chordata; Mammalia; Artiodactyla; Camelidae
Gene: ITPRIP
Product: inositol 1,4,5-trisphosphate receptor interacting protein
Exons: 5
Coding region: 821-2479 (552 amino acids)
Cellular component (GO): membrane
Molecular function (GO): protein kinase inhibitor activity
Source: RefSeq, a predicted model, not a curated record
GAGGUCAAUCAAGGAUCUGCAUUCUCUGCCACAUGGGGACCCUGGCUUCCCCAUUAGUGCCACUGCUGCCUCUGAGGCCUGGGCUAAGGGCAAGGCCACAGGGACCCAGACUACCCCCAUGUGGUGAGAAGGAGACCAUCAGGGCUGUUGCAUAAGUUCACUCAGAGCCAAGGGCAAAGCUGUCCGUUCAGACUUUUCGACCGACACUGCGAGAGGGAAAUUGGGGUUUGAGGCAUGGCCGGAACAGGCACCCAGCGGGGAAGGAAGGAUGAGCAGGUUUUCUGGGAAGGAAGAGGAUCAUUUGUGGAGCCCAGGAGGUGUACAAGAUCCUCCUGAGCAGUUUGGGACUCGUGACAUUUUCCUGUAGGAAGCGCGUUCCCCCUUCAUCCACGUGGCCCAACCCAUGACAUCAGCGGAAUGGAAGCACAUCACAGGUGACGUCACUGUUGCCCAAGGCAACUCCUCCACCUUAAGUUAAACUGGGAGAAACGAGUACCACCCAACUGUAAGACACGUAUUGAAGGGAAGGCCCCCUGGAGGCUGAGGCGUAACAUCCACAGGCACUCUGCAGAAUAUCAUGGCAAACAGGCCCACCCGGGCCCUAGAGGAGCUCACAGCAAAGAAGGCAAUGGAGUAAGACCAGAACUCAGGCACCACAGGAUACACCGAGGAGCCAGUGGGGUCCAGAGUCACAGGCCCAGCAAGGGGUCUGGCUGCUCUGCUUUCUUUCUACUUGUGUGACCUUGAGCAACUGAUCAACCUCUCAGCGCCUUGGGAUCCUGCCUGGGAAACAGGGCUGCUGCACCGGAAAGCUGCUGCCAUGGCGCUGGGGCUCUUCCGGGUGUGCCUGGUGGUGGUGACGGCCAUCAUCAACCACCCGCUGCUGUUCCCGCGAGAGAACGCCACAGUCCCCGAGAACGAGGAGGAGAUCAUCCGCCAGAUGCAGGCGCACCAGGAGAAGCUGCAGCUGGAGCAGCUGCGCCUGGAGGAGGAGGUGGCGCGGCUGGCGGCCGAGAAGGAGGCGCUGGAGCGGGUGGCGGAGGAGGGCCAGCAGCAGAACGAAAGCCGUGCCGCCUGGGACCUGUGGAGCACCCUCUGCAUGAUCCUCUUCCUGGUGAUAGAGGUGUGGCGGCAGGACCACCAGGACGGACCCUCACCCGAGUGCCUGGGCACAGAUGAGGAUGAGCUGCCCGGCCUGGAGGGCGCCCCGCUCCGGGGCCUCACCCUGCCCAACAAGGCCACGCUCGAACACUUUUACGAGCAUUGCAUCCGAGGGGCCACAGCUGACGCCGCCCGCACCCGGGAGUUUGUGGAAGGCUUCGUGGAUGACUUGCUGGAAGCCCUGAGGAGCCUGUGCAGCCGGGACUCAGACAUGGAGGUGGAGGACUUCAUCGGCGUGGACAGCAUGUAUGAGAACUGGCAGGUCAACAAGCCACUGCUGUGCAACCUCUUUGUGCCCUUCAUGCCCCCGGAGCCCUACCACUUCCACCCAGAGCUCUGGUGCUCCAGCCGCUCCGUGCCCUUGGAUCGCCAGGGCUAUGGCCAGAUCAAGGUCGUCCGGGCCGACGAGGACACGCUGAGCUGUAUCUGCGGCAAGACCAAGCUUGGGGAGGACAUGUUGUGUCUCCUUCACGGCAAGAACAAUGUGGCACAGCCCAGCAGUGAGGCAGGAGACCCCCUGUGCGCCCAAGACUCCCCUUACCUGGACACGAUGCGAGUCAUGAAGUGGUUCCAGACGGCCCUCACCAGAGCCUGGCACCGCAUCGCCCACAAGUAUGAGUUCGACCUGGCCUUUGGCCAGCUAGACACCCCAGGGUCCCUCAAGAUCAGGUUCCGCUCAGGGAAGUUCAUGCCCUUCAACCUGAUUCCUGUGAUCCAAUGUGAUGACUCCGACCUGUACUUUGUCUCUCACCUUCCCCGGGAGUCUUGCCUCGGGACCUCGGCAUCGAGCACCGAUUGGCUCCUGUCCUUUGCUGUCUACGAGCGCCACUUCCUCAGGAUGACAUCGAAGGCGCUGCCGGAGGGCGCCUGCCACCUCAGCUGCUUGCAGAUUGCCUCCUUCUUGCUCUCCAAGCAGAGCUGCCUGACCGGCCCCAGCGGGCUGAGCAACUACCACCUGAAGACCGCCCUACUGCACCUCCUGCUCGCCCGGCGGCCCGCCGACUGGAAGGCUGGGCAGCUUGAUGCACGUCUGCACGAGCUGCUCCGCUUUCUGGAGAAAAGCCUUCUGGAGAAGAAGCUCCAUCACUUCUUCAUCGGCAACCGCAAGGUGCCCGAGGCCACGGGGCUCCCUGAGGCCAUGCGCAGGGCCGAGCCUCUUAACCUCUUCCGGCCCUUCGUCCUGCAGCGAAGUCUCUACCGAAAGACGGUAGACUCCUUCUAUGAGAUGCUCAAGAAUGCCCCAGCACUCAUUAGCGAGUACUCCCUCCAUAUCCCCUCAGACCACUCUAGCCUGCCCCCAAAAGCUGUCAUCUUGUAGAGCAUCCAGGACCCAGAGGGCCAGGACUCGGGGCAUCCUGAUGUCCACUCCCCUGGGGGCAUCUGCAAGCCCUGUCCUGGGAAAAUGGCAGGCGUUGUAGGGUGCCGUGGCUCAGCCUGCAGGGGAAGCCAGAUCCUAUAGCACAGAGGAAAUGAAAUUUCAAGCCGAAGCUGGUUUGCUUUCAUGCCACUGGGGCCUGUUGGUGAAGCUGUUAUCUGGAUCUGGGGACUGAUUCUUUGCAGCUUACUUUUGGAUCACUACCAGUGGCCAAGGUGAUAACAGAACUCUUUGGACACUGAGUUGCAGACAAUGCAGACAUAAUUUGGGUGUGAUUCUUUUUACAUCCCAGAUUCAAUCUCUACUUGAAUAUCAACAGAGGAGGUACAGGAAUGCUAACAGGAACCUAUGUUAACACCUGCACCCUGAUUUCCAGUAACCCUUGGCCCCAGGCAUCUGCAACCAAAUGAUGGGGACCAUUGUGGGAAUUUGCAACCUUCCAUCUGCAGCCUGCACAAUAUGGGUCCCCACUGUGGCUGCCAUUUUUAUCCUAUUUGGAGAACAGACCAAGAAAGAUUCAAAGCCCCAAGAGGCUAAUGUCUCUGUUGCACAAAAGUGGGUACUCGGUGGCAGAGAAAAGUUUAAAUUGACCGCUUUUCCAACCACAGGUCUCACUCAAGGUGCACCCCCCCCCCGCCUUCUCCCCCAGGAUGCUGUGUCCUGAACCCUGUGGGUACCACACAUCAUGCUAGGUGCAAGCUCAGUGGCCCCUCACCCCAGGUUGUUCUCCCCACAGCUGGUCUCUCUGACCACCAGUAUGUUGGGACUUGGAGUCACACACUGGAGGUGGAACAUGAUAGAGAAAGAGGCAAAGGGCAGAGCCUGGUACCCGGGUGCUGGGGUCUGGCUUGCAGCCUGGCUUCUGUUUGGAGAAGGUCGUGGAGCUGCGAGGUGAGGGGUGCCGUAGCCCUGAGUUUUCCUCAGGGCCCCGAUCUUAGAGCACAGUGUGCCCGGAAGCAAGACCUGCUGUAGAAACCCAGCCCCACGCGCAGGCCCCCCGAUCCCCUCGGCUCUUUGCUCUAGUGGGGCUUCCUCACGGCACAGAACCCCCUCUUUCUGGUAGGCCUUGCUGGCCACACAGAUGGCCAUCACCCAAAAGCCAGACAGAGGCCCGGUUGACCGGGACACACAGGGACAGACUGCAAGCACAGCACUCAGGCCUCGGAGAGGCUGCCUUGGCACUGCCGGGCAGAAGUCCCUGGGCAGCCACCAGAGCCUGUGGUCAGAGCUGGCCUUGGGCUGCAGGCCUGCUUCAGCGGUGCUGGGAGGCCGCUCCCUCCUCCAUUUGUGGCUUCACUGGCCCUUUGGGAGUGCCUCUCUUGGCAUUGCCUCGGUAACCCUUGCAGAAGACCAAGGAGGAAGCAAGAACAGGCGCUCCUUCCCCAGGACUCACUCCUGGGCUGAAGCUGGCCGUGCCUCCCAGAGGGCAUCCAGUUCCUCAGGGGUGUGGGGCUUACCGUGAACUGAAGAAAGGAUCCUGUCUCUACUCCAGGAGUGCUCUCACAUGGCCUCAGAGUAUUCUAGAAGAUGGACAGUUUUGCCUGACAGGGUUGAUUCACAGCGGAAGGCUGGUCUGUGAUGGGGCCCUGAAGCCCAUAGAAGGCCCUCCGUUUGAGCUGGGGUUCGACUGAGCAGCACCUGGGUCUGCCCCUUCCCAGGCCCAUGUGGUCCUCCAACCAUAGCCCCAAGCGCCCCAUUCCACAGGGAUUUGUUUCCAGAGUCGGGGUGAAUUUCCUUAUUUAUUGUCACCUGUGCCUUUCCUUUCCCAUCUUCAUCCUCAUUUGAUGGCUUUGAAGAGACCCCAGCAACCAAGAACCAGCUUCCAGAAGCCACAACCAAGCCUAAAUCUCCCCCCCCACCCCCAAUUUCCCCUCUUUGCUUCCAGGAGAAAGUUCACUGAAAAAUUACCUUUUGGCCUCUUGUUUAUCCAGUGGCAACAACUCAGAGGGGAAAUGGGGAUCUUUUAUGCACCAAAGCUGCUUCUGAAGCAGAAAGCAGUGGGGCUCUUGGCCUUUCAUGCUGCCCUAUUUAUAUUAAAGGACGAAUUAAAUUCUUGCAAGGAGAAGACACUGGUCACGGUGUUUGUUUUUAACUUCAGGAAAUCUGUGAGAUUCCCAGGGCAGAGCUGGCGAGGGGGUGGGUUUCCUAUUGACGAGCAGAAGCUUUCACUCCCUUUUUAUUCUUAUGCUUUCAGGAAACUUUAAAACAUAGCAAAAUAGAAUAUUUCUGGCCCAUCUUUGAAGCAGCCUGCAGAGUUCCAGAAAGGGCCUUUGAAAGCCAGCUAUAGGGUGGAUUCUGGCACAAAACCUUAUUUCACAGAGAGCUGGUGUGUGCAAAGAAUGUCGAGCCUGGGAGUAAUGUGAAGUUUUGGGCUUGAAGGAAAGAGGUUGUCUUUUAAACAGAAGAAGUUCUAGUCUUUUAGGACACGUUAAGCCUUUCCACUGAGGACAACUUUCUCCGAGGAAUCUCUUUCCUUCCCAAGGAUGCUAGACUUUACCCAGCAUCUGCUCACUUCCUGUGCCAAACGUCCCAGGACUUUUGCUGCGCCUCUUGAUAAAUGAAAUGAUUAGGGCCAGCCUGAAGCCACAAGCUUGGUCAGGUUGAAGGAGGGCCCCACCUCCUCAGAAGCCCCAGCCCCUCUCUCGGGCUUGUCAAAGUACAGCCUGGGUUGAGAACUUGGGCCCAGCACUUUGGCUCAUAAUACAGGGUGUCAUCAGAAUCAUGUGGAGAGUUGGGUCAAAUGCCCAGACCCCACCUUGAACCUCCGUGGCGCCCAAUAUGACUCUAUUUUUAAAGCUCCCUCAAGUGACUGAUGACACUCCUGGUGAAGGAUGGCUUUUCACUUCCUUUCCAAAUGGAAAGUUAAAGAAAACCCAAGUGGACUGUUUUCCCUACCAAACUGCUGGAAGGUAGGCUUGGUAGAAGCUGGUGAGCCUGCUUGGGAUCCGUGGUCCAGGUGGCAUCAGCUACAUCACAGGCAUCCGUGGGCACACCCACACUCACACUAAUGGUCUGGGAAACAGAGAGAGGAUGGCAAGGUAAAAGCUGCAAAGUGUGAAGAGCCUCCCCAAAGAAAAUCAAAUCAUCACGAUGGUCAUUCUGUCACCAGAUGCCUGUGUUCCAUUCACCUGAGCCCAGGGGUGGUUUAUUUCCUCCUGCACAAUGUGGGGCCUCUGCUUUAGAGGAGGGAACCAUAUACACCUCAGAGAUGUUCAAAGAUACUUCUUUUCUCGAUGGUAAAAGGUAGGUCUUAAAAGUGCAAGGUGAGAUUGGCAGGACAGGGGUCGGGUAGGGAAUUGGGAAGAAUUCAGUCCCAUCUGUUUCUUUAAAACCCACCGAUUAAUGAUAUUUAAGGUUUCUCUUAGGGUAACUUUGUUAAAAAUAGAAAAAGAAAGCACAGACCCACUUCCUGCCACUCCUCACAAGCUGUCUUCCCAACUGACCAGAGGUGACUCACAGCCCCCAUGGCCUCGUUUCUCACCUGGUCCUGGAGAGUGGACUGAGCUGUGCUAGACCAAAAGUCCCUCGGGACAGUGGUCGGGCCUCCAAAGGCUGAAAAUGGCCUCAGCCCUCUCCCAAAAGGCACAAUUAGUGCUGAAUCAGCCCUGCCGGGAGCUGAACCUGAAGGUCAGCCCUGGGACUCCCAGCCAGAGACAAGCCUGUACAAACCCCAGAUUCCUGAAACCCAGGAAUCAGGACCAACCAAGGCAACAACAGAAGACUUAUGUGGAGCCAGAUUCCAGGUCAAGGAGGUUGGUGGCGUUCAGCCCUCUUGAGAGCUCAGCUUCCACCAAAACAGUUCCUAAGAAGCCCCCUCACACGUUUGUUUCCUCCUCACAGCAUUUUGUAAUCCACCAGGCAGAGAAGCUACUGAAGCCCCAUCCCUCCAGGAUGAGACAAGACCCCAAGCAAGACUGCUCAGCCUGGAUGUUGAAGGAUCCAGAGAGAGGCGAGGAAGGAGGACUCCCUGCCUUGUCUCCAUAUGCCCACUCAAAACUGGAGGCGCACCUGUGAGGCUCGGCCCACUGGGGGCCCAGACUGCUCCCACAACAAAGCUGUGCAAAGACCAAUGAGACUCAGAUUCCAUACAGGUCAGAUGGCACAGGGGCUAAGAGCUUGGGCUGCGUGUUCACAUCCCAGUGUGCCGUGCCCUAGCUCAGCAAGUCUCAUAUUUCUACGAGCUUUGGUUUUGCCUCGCCUUAUUCUAUAAAAUGGGAGUAAUGCUGCCUGUCUCAUAGAGCCAUUGAGAAAACUGCACGAGAGAGCACGUGUGAGGCACUUAGCUUGGGGCCUGAUGAAUAAUAAAUGACAACAAGAUGACAGCGGCUAUUACCGCGCUCUAGGAGGGCUCCUUACGCCAAAUUCCUGCUUCGUGGAUCCCCCGUCAGUGAUGAGGCUGUCUCUCAAGUAACUCCUCCCACCACCCUUGACUGAGUGAGUCUGUCUUCCCUCCGGGCUCCCUCAGCGCACAGCGCAGGACCUGCAGGAAUGAAUUCCUCCCCGCCCAGGGCCAGGUGCAUGCGUAGGAAAUGUGCACCUAACCAGAGUGGGCCUGGGGCACUGGCUUCAGUUGGGGAAUAAGGAGGGGUCUCUUGCCUUGGCCCCUCUGACCCUUCUGCUCUCCUAGUCCCUUUGUGGAAGAGCCAGAGCCCAGACCAGCAGUUCCCAUAGCAGCAACAGAGCCAGAAAGAGGGUACCAGGCAGGGCAUCCCUGCUUCUCAGGCAAUCAGCUGCCUCUUCUGGACAGCAAAGCAGGGAAUUAGCUGUGAGAGCUGCCUCACAAUGAGCUCCCUGGAAGGGGUCCAGAUUUCUGUUAUCCGUACGCCCCUUCAUUCCAUCAUUCAUUCAGUCAUGUAUUUAUGUGUUCACUCCUUCACAAAACACUACUGAGUAGCUGUCACUACUGUAUGCCAGGCACUGUGCCAGGUGCUCAGAAAACAAAGUUCAAGUGAGACACUAUCCCUUAUCCCUGCCUUAAGAGAGCUCCCAGACUAGAGAGGAAGUACAAGGGGAGGGCAGGAGGCAAGGGGGUUCUGGUGAAGGGGAAGCAGAGGAGUGUAGGGGUUAAGAGCACAGCCUCUGGAGUCAGCUGCCUGUGUUUAAACCCUGGCUCUGCCCAUUACUGGCCAUGUGACACUUGGGCGAGUUACUGCAUCUCUAAGCCUCAGUUUACCCACCUGUAAAAUGGGGGUAAUUAGUACUUCCCUUAAAGUCUGUGAGGUGUAACUAGUAUAUGUAAAGCACCUGACAGACAGCAGACACUCAGUAAACAGGUUUCCUAUUGUUCUGACUCUACCCUGGGAUUCCCUCCACACACUCAAAGCCAGUUUUAUUUUUUUAUUUUUUUAAUUGGAGUCUAGUUGAUUUACAAUGUUGUGUUCGUUUCUCGUGUACAGAACAUUGAUUCAGAUAUAUAUAUUCACAUAUAUAUAUAUGUAUGUAUGUGUGUGUGUAUAUAUAUAUAUUUCUUUUCAUAUUCUUUAUCAUUAUAGGUUAUUACAAGACACUGAAUGUAGUUCCCUGUGCUAAACAGUAGGACCUUGUUUAUCUGUUUUAUAUAUAGCAAAGUCAGUUGCAGAUUAGAGACCUCAGCAGAGCCCCAGCUAACUCUUCCCCUGGCCUCCAGGUUAAGCAGCCCCCUGUCACUGUACCUGGGACAUCUGUGUGUGCCCCAGCCCCUGCUGCCAUCAGAUUAUCAAAACAGUGUCCAGGUAAAGUCCUCAAAGGGGGCCUUUCUGUUUAGCACAUGAAGUACUGCUUGUUUCAGGAUGAAAUUUUUUUUUUUAAUGGAGGUACUGGAGGUUGAACCCAGCUAAGCACAUAUUCUACCACUGAGCCAUACCCACCAUCCCAGGAUGGAAUUUUUAAAAUACCUCCUGCCCUGAUCAUUUACAGGGUUCCUCCUAUGGGAGAAAUGCCCAGAAACAUGCGCGUGCACGCGCACACACACACACGCAAACACAAACACACCGUUGAGAAGUUUUCUAUACCCCUGAUAACCCAAAUAUUCCACAGCUUUGGAAGUAGAAGCCCAGAUUUAGCAAAGGCUGCUCCUGCUAACAAACAUGCACCCUCCUGGCUUCCCAACCCCCAGGUCCGGUGCUGCUGGGAAAGGGCGGCCACUAUUCAGGCCCCCCCCCAACCCCCCCCCCACCCCUGGUGGGCAGCACAGUCAGAGUUUCAAUCUCUUAGUCCCUUGGCCUGUAAAUGGCUCUUUCCUGCUGGCUCCCAGCCAGGAAGCUGACUUUUGCUCCUCACACCCUCCAAGGGAGGCCGUCUGCUACUGACAAAGUGGGCUGGGACCCUUGCUGUCUGCGAGGGAAUUCUUGGCUGUGGUGAAUCCUGCAAAGAAAAUGACAGGGCAGAGCUUCCCCCAGUUCUUUCCUGAAGCAUGUCUGUAAUCCUGUCCACAAGCCACAGGGUCCCAGGAGGUUUUGUGUUCCCUGCCACAUCCUAGCUGCCUAGUACCUGGGCAGGCCUGCAGACAUUUCAAAUCCCUCACACUUGAACCCCCUGAUGGCAAUAACAUGCUCCAAGAGGGCAGGAAAGCUGGAUUCCGAGUACUCCUCCAUAACACAGGAGAGGAUACUGAUUUUACCGUCAUCAACGUGGCAAGCUUCCAAGAUUCACAAUAUUAAACUAGGCUUGGGGUGAGGAAUGCAGAGUAGGGGAGGGAUAAAAGUCCCAGCUUCCAAGGGCUCACAGGUGAUCUGAGACUAAACCCACACACGCAAGGCAACCAGAAAGCAACUCCAAAUCAUGGAUUAGGCUGUGUGCAAUUGUGGGACAUCUUGUUCCACAAAGUGAUGAGAGAAUAAACGCAGGGUUCAAGUCUGAUCAACCGCAGAAGCCUCACCGUGGUAAUAGGUUUGCUGGCCAUUCACUGAGCAGUUUCCCGGCACGGGCUGAGUCCUUCCAUGGAUGGACCCAUCAUUCUUAAACCACCCUAUGCAAUAGGUACUUAGUGGUCCCAUGUUACAGACAAGAAACUGAGGCUCAGAGAAGUUAAGCAACUUGCCCACGGGAUUUGAUGCGUGUCAGAGAUAGGUUGUGAACCGGGUACCUCUGACCACACAGUCCUCUUCUUAUCUAUGAUGGUACACUACCUCUUGGCACAAAGAAGGAUUCUUAUCUGAACUUUGCAAGGAAAAAAUUGGUUGGAAAAAAAAACAAAUAGGAGGCUGCCCUGAGGAAGAUUAGAGAGUGGAGGAAACAGCAUUUGCAAAGGAUCAAGAGCUCUGACAAGCUAGAUGCGAGCAAGAUAUUUGAGAAGACCAAACGCCCAGGCUUCCUGGGACUCACAGAGGUAGAUGAAUGGGAACUGGGGCUCCUGGGUGGGCAUAGUGUUCAGUGUGUGUAUGGGGUGGCGGGAGGCCGAGGAGGAGCUGGAGGCUAGUCAGUGAGAAUCAGCUUGGGCUGGAUAUUUGGUUGUUUGUGAACUUUAGAUAACACACUUUGGAUACACACUUUAGAUAAGAGACUUUUGAUAACAAAGGGAGCCAGGCUGACAUAAACCAUGGGAGAGGCCAAGGCAAAGCAGCAAAGUUCCCCCUCCAUCAAGAAGGUCAUUGACUUUGACAAAGGAAAUGCGGACCAGGUGGGACAGGAGGUGAGAAAUUAAGGGAGAAACACACCCCCACCCUCACCCAAGCUUGGAGGAGCAAUAUGGCGGUACGCACGGGACGUUCCUGCAGCAGGGAAGAUGCACUGUCUUGGACUUGAUCGUUCAGAUUUAAUCCGCUCUGAUGCUCACAGCCACUCUGCUGUCUGCGCUCAGAGAAGUUUGGAGCUAGAAGGAAUCUCAAGUAACAUUGAGUCACCACUCCCCCUACACCCCACCACCGCCACUGCCAGCUGUCCUGGCCAUCCCAUCCCACCCCACCCCAUGUCAGGAUGUAAGUGGACUCAGCCCAGGUGGGCUCCAGUCCAGGACCUCUAUGGAAUGGAGUUCAUACCACCUCUGGUCAUCAGUUUUGAUGUUAACAUCAUCUGGGACAAUGAGGCUCUCUCAAUGCUGUGGUUUAAACUAUUUUUCUCUUUUUCCUUAUCUGCAGGACAUAGGGGACAGAUUUCACCUCAAACCCAUAGCUGAACGUGCUUUUGUAAGAUACACUCCAGUUGUUAACAGUGGUUAUCUCUGGGACAUGGGAUGAUGGAAGACCUCCUGUUUCUCUUUCUUGUAUUUUUUUAACCCUUAUGUAUUAUUUCUGUACCCUCCCCCUCAGAUAAAAGAGGUGGUAUUUUGAAAGCUCCUCAUGCCUCUUUUCUCCAGGCUAAAUGCUUUGAGUUUCAUCCAGAGGUUGACAAUUCAGAUUCCUCUGUGGCUCAGACGGGUGACAUAAAGGAAUGAGAAGGAAGUAGAGGAAGGCACUGCAGGUGACACUGGCCAGCUGCAGAGAGCACAUCUGGCCAAAAAGCUUUCAAAUCCCAAACUGGGCUGGGGCCCCGAGCCCGCAAACUCCCCAUGAGCACUUCUCUCCAUCCUUUAUUUCCUGGUUCUCCAAGCUUCCUAAAUUAGCAUGCGGAGCCCCGGAAGAGAACAUCUCAGGAUUUGGCCACCCAGAGACACGCUUUUAUCUGUUGGGUCAACAGCAGUCUCAGUCCCAUGCCAAACACUGGCCAACAUACAGGAUUUACACCUGCAAAGAUGAUCAGUCCCCGAGUCCCAGGAGAGGCCAAGCAAGCAUCCCAGGGAAAUGUGACUAGCAGACCUCCCUCUGCGUUGGCUCGGGUGCCAUGGCAACAGAGAGCUCCAUCCCGAGCAGAUGGCACGGCAGACUGCCCCAUCACGUGGCGCCUGUUCUAGCAGACCAGGCUACCUCCCCAAGCAGGCUUGCUUUGUCCAGCUGGCACAAAGUCACACUGGUAACUAUUUACAUGAGUCAAAAUCCUCCCAGAGGCAGCAGAUGGCUGGGCCGGGCUGAAACGUGGGGAGAGACCGGGCUGGUUUGGGCUGGGUCAGAGGCAGGAGCAGCAGACAGCUCCUCUGUGGGCACCGACAAAUCCAAACAUCACUCCUGCUGCUGCCUGGAGGCUGGGAAAAGAUCUGGCGUGAACAAAGCUGAAAUGAUCACAGACUGAUCCCAAGACCCUGAGAUAAAAUGGCAUUGGACUGGCCUGUCCCACUCCUAAGGCAUCUGCUGGCAUGCCUGGCUACCCUUUUGGGCUCUUUGUCAUCUUCAGUGGUGGGCACUGCCAGAUGAACACAGCCAAGGUGCCACAUCAGGCCAAGAGAAGCAUUCCUGUAAUUUGGUGCAGUCCCCAUGGAGAACAAUAUGGAGAUUCCUAAGAAAACAAAAAACAGAGUAGCCAUCCCAGCUAUCCAGCAAUCCUGCUCCUAGGCAUAUAUCCGGUAAAGAUGAAAACUCUACUUUGAAGAUACAUGCACCCCAACAUUCAUAGCAGCACUAUUUACAAUAGCCAAGACGGGGGGUGGGGGGAGGGUGUAGCUCAGUGGUAGAGCACGUGCCUAGCGUGCACGAGGUCCUAGGUUCAAUCCCCAGUGCCUCCACUAAAAUAAAGAAAUAAGUAAACAAACCUAAUUACUCACCCCUAAAAAAAAGUUGAAACUACAAUAGCCAAGACAUGGAAACAAUCUAAAUGUCCAUCACAGAUGAAUGGAUAAAGACGUUAUGGUAUAUACACACAGUGGAAUCUUACCCAGCUAUAAAAGAAGAAUGAAAUACUGACAUUUGCAGCAACAUGGAUGAACCUAGAGAUGAUCACACUAAGUGAAGUUAAGUCAGACAAAGACAAAUAUGGUAUCACUUACAUGUGGAAUCUAAAAAAAAAUACAAAUGAACUUAUUUUCAAAACAGAAACAGAUUCACAGACAUAGAAAAAAAAUUUAUG